AUGUUUUUAAAAGGCGAUGCCACAUCUCAACGAUUGAUAAAACUCGAANCCACAUCUAAACGAUUGAUAAAACUCGAAGAAAUAGUUCGUAGUUUAACAUUAGAAGUGGAUCAAUUAAAUAGAGUUUCUUGUUAUCCUGGAAAAAAAGACACAAAAAAAUCUAAAGGAAAAAAAGGUCAUAAAAUAUUUGAUUUAAAUACGCAAAGAGUGAUGAAACUUGAAGAUGAUUUUCAGUUUUUAAAAUCUGAAUUAAUCGAGCUGAAGAAAUCAUUUAAUAAUUUUGUACAAAAGAAUGAAACAAAAGUAAUUAUUCCACCACCGCCGCCGCUGCCACCACCACCUUUUUCAUUCAUACCUCGGCCACCACCAAUGCCUUCUUCAUUAAAUUUUAUGCAUAAAGGGGAUGGUGAUGAUGUAAGGUUACAAAAAGAUGCUCAGAUCAAAAGUAAAAAAAUAUUAAAGCCAGGAAAUAUGCAAAAUGACAAUUUAAUAAAAGAAUUAAAAAAAGGUGUAGUAUUAAAAAAGGUUAAACGUAUAGAAAUAACUAAGCCUCCAGAGGAUGACAGUGAACUUUCUAAAAUAUUUUCUUUAAGACGGAUUAAGGAUACCGGCCAGUUAUAAUUAAUCCCUCGCUUUGCUCAAAGAACUUCACAGUAACAGAUCGGGUCAAGAAUAUCGGACAUAGAUGGCCCGGUCCCUGUCUCUUGUGUAUUACAUUAAUUAGCUAUAACUAUAUUUUGAGAUGUUUUAGUAUUUAAGAUACAGAUAAUUAAAAAAUAACAAUUGUACUUAUAAUUCACUUGUGUAAUUUCUAUAUAUGUGUAAUUUAAGCUUGAUUUCAUAUUUAUAAAUGCCUAAAUAAAUGUAUAUUGAUGCCUAAGUAAGUAAAUUUUUAAACAAUAUAUGACUUUUGCCAUCCAUCUUGCAUAGUGAUAUGCUCUAGGUUGCUAGAACUGAAUUCCAUUUGGUGGUAUACAUCCUAA
Molecule: messenger RNA, 983 nt
Organism: Daktulosphaira vitifoliae (grape phylloxera)
Lineage: Eukaryota; Metazoa; Arthropoda; Insecta; Hemiptera; Phylloxeridae
Product: mitochondrial fission regulator 1-like
Exons: 7
Coding region: 1-621 (206 amino acids)
Source: RefSeq, a predicted model, not a curated record